Aspergillus niger is the source of this 1683-nucleotide messenger RNA. RefSeq lists its product as uncharacterized. The record is from RefSeq and is a predicted model, not a curated record. Gene Ontology annotation, molecular function: transmembrane transporter activity. Gene Ontology annotation, biological process: transmembrane transport. The coding region runs from base 1 to 1683 and encodes 560 amino acids. The transcript has 2 exons. NCBI's taxonomy places the organism in Eukaryota, Fungi, Ascomycota, Eurotiomycetes, Eurotiales, Aspergillaceae.
AUGGAGACACACCCACACCCUCCAUACAAACACCCCAUCACCUUCUGGCUCGUAUUCCUAUCCCUCUGCCUCCUCUCCUUUGUCUCCGCCCUAGACGGCGCCAUCAUCAGCACUGCUCUCCCCAAAGUAACCACCUCUCUCGGCGGUGAAACAGACUACAUCUGGAUCGCCAACAGCUUCACCAUCGCCCAGACAAUCAUACAACCAUUCCUCGCGCAGCUCUGCGACAUUUAUGGCCGACGCAACCCCAUCCUAAUCUCGGUGGCCCUAUUCCUCCUAGGCAGCGGCCUAGCGGGCGGCGCCUCCACUGUGGGCCAACUGAUCGGCGGCCGCACAGUCCAAGGGCUCGGCUCAGGCGGCAUCUACAUCCUCGUGGACCUGAUCGUAUGUGAUCUAGUCCCCCAGCGCGAGCGCGGCCAAUACCUAGGCAUCGUACUAUCUCUCGCAGCUGUAGGCGCCGUCCUAGGCCCUGUGCUCGGCGGCGCCCUCGCCCAAGCCAAUUGGCGCUGGGUCUUCUACCUCAACCUGCCCCUCGCCGGGCCCGUACUUCUGUUCAUGCUCUUCUUCCUGCGUCUUGAUGUCCCCCAACCCUCUUCCUCCCCCUCCCUCCUCCGUAUCGACUGGCCCGGCAACAUCCUCUUCGCCGGCUGCAUCCUCUCCCAACUCCUCGCGCUCGUCGGCGGCGGCACCCUCCACCCCUGGUCCUCCCCCUCAACCCUCAUCCCCCUGAUAAUCGGCAUCGCGGGCUGGAUUCUCUUCCACAUCUACGAAGCCCUCCCUGCCCGAUGGUGUCCCCAUCCCUGCAUGCCGCCCCACCUCUUCGCCACCCGUAACAGCCUCCUCGGCUUCGUCCUCGCCUUCGACGCCGCCCUCCUCAUGCAAUGGACCCUCUACUUUCUCCCUAUCUACUUCCAGGGAGUACAGCGCAAGUCCCCGCUAACAUCAGGAAUUGACCUCCUCCCCUGCAGUGCCUUCCUCAUCCCCUUCGCCAUGGUCGCCGGCACCAUCAUGUCCCGCACGGGGCUGUGCCGCCCACUGCACUUCAUCGGCUUCGCGGCCCUCUCUCUCGCGUUAGGCCUCUUCACUCCGCUCUCCGCACACUCUCCCCGCGCAGCAUGGGUAUGUGUCCAGCUCCCCGCUGCACUAGGCCAGGGCUUCCUAGCCACGACUAUCCUCCCUGCUAUUCAAUCUUCCCUGGGGCCCAACGAUAUCGCUAGUUCUACGGGCGUGUAUGCGUUCCUGCGCUCGCUGGCGUUUGUGUGGGGAUCUACGGCACCCGGGAUUGUGUUUAAUGCAAGGGUGGAUGUCUAUGCGAGGAGGAUUACCACUGAUGAGAAGCUGAGGGAGAGGUUGCUGGACGGGAGGGCAUAUGGCGCGGCGGCGGAGUUUGCGGGGAGUUGGGGGGCGGGGCUUGACGUGGUGCAGAGGGAGCAGGUUAGGGAGGUGUAUCGGCUGGCGUUGAGGACGGUGUGGUUUGUGGGGUUGGCGUUUGCGUUGGUGGGGGUGGUGGUUGGGUUGGGGAUGGGGAGAGUGGUUUUACAGGGGGGGUUGGAGGAGAAUGGGUACGGGUUGAAGGAGAAGGGGGAUGAAAAGGUUGUGGAUGGGAGGGAGGGGAGUAACCGGGUGGAAGAGGUGUUUCAUGCUGUAGAAACGGGGAAGAGGGAAGAAACUGGAGAUGCAUGA